Arabidopsis arenosa is the source of this 4023-nucleotide messenger RNA. NCBI's taxonomy places the organism in Eukaryota, Viridiplantae, Streptophyta, Magnoliopsida, Brassicales, Brassicaceae. The record is from the annotation of a GenBank genome assembly.
UCUUCUUUAAUUUUCCUUUUCCUCCAACAAAUUUCACUCUUCAUUUUCUCAGAUUCUCUUAUUGUUUCUUCUACUCAUUCCAAAUCCUGAUCGUUUAAAACUUCCGGAGAGAUUCUAACCGGAGAAAGAUUCAGGUAACUUGACAGAGAAUCUUGUUCUUUAACAAAAUCAAAGAUGGUAUCGAAAACUCCUUCUACAUCGUCUGAUGAAGCAAAUGCUACUGCAGAUGAAAGAUGUAGAAAAGGUAAAGUACCUAAAAGGAUUAACAAGGCUGUUCGUGAGAGGCUUAAGCGUGAGCAUUUGAAUGAGCUUUUCAUUGAAUUAGCCGAUACGCUUGAACUGAAUCAACAGAAUAGUGGGAAAGCUUCUAUACUAUGCGAAGCUACUCGGUUUUUGAAAGACGUGUUUGGUCAAAUCGAGUCUCUUAGAAAGGAGCACGCUUCCCUCCUCUCUGAAUCUAGCUAUGUAACCACAGAGAAGAAUGAGCUCAAGGAAGAAACAUCAGUGCUUGAGACUGAGAUCUCGAAACUACAAAACGAGAUCAAAGCAAGAGCGAGUCAGUCGAAACCCGACUUGAACACCUCUCCUGCACCCGAGUACCAUCAUCAUCAUCAUCAUCAACAACAUCCUGAACUUGCAUCUCAGUUCCCAGGACUUCCCAUUUUCCAAGGCCCUGGCUUUCAACAAUCUGCUGCUACUUUUCCUCCUCCUGCAACAGUUCUUGUCCUUCCGAUACAACCCGAUCUCCAGACACAAGAUAUCUCAGAAAUGACACAAGCGCCGCCUUUGAUGUAUAAUACCUCAAAUAAGAGAGAACUGCUUCAGACUUCCAAAUCCCAAAGUUUUGAAGUUAAGGCCGCAAACAAUAAUCCUCAGAGCACUAAACCAAACAGUUUAGUUUGUGCAAAUUGUGAAGGGAACGGUUGUGUGGCAUGUUCUCAAUGCAAAGGAGGUGGUGUGAAUUUGAUUGAGCAUUUCAAUGGUCAGUUUAAAGCUGGUGCACUCUGUUGGCUUUGCAGAGGUAAAAAGGAGGUGUUGUGUGGGGAGUGCAAUGGAGCUGGUUUCAUUGGUGGGUUCUUGAGCACCUUUGAUGAAAGUGUUCCCACAGAGAGGGAGAAUGAGCAGGCGAUAGCGAUUCUGAAGAAAGGGGCAUAUCUGUUGAAAUACGGCCGUCGUGGGAAGCCUAAAUUCUACCCUUUUCGGCUUUCAAGUGAUGAAAUAUAUUUGUUAUGGUAUUGUGGUAAAAAGGAGAAACGUCUUAAACUGAGUUCUGUGACAAGGAUCAUACCUGGACAGCGAACUGCAGUUUUCCGACGAUACCCUCAACCCACCAAGGAAUAUCAAUCCUUUUCUCUUAUAUAUGGCGAACGGUCUCUCGAUUUGGUAUGCAAGGACAAGGAUGAAGCUGAGUUCUGGCUCACUACACUUCGCGCUCUUCUCUCACGAAACAACUCUUCUUCUGCAUUGGUACUUCACUCAAGAAGCCGUAGUUUUGCUCCUGAAAAUGGAGAACAAAGUAGUACGAGCAAGAACUCUAAGUCCAACAUCAGAUCUGUCAGCAGUGACACAAGCUACGAGGAACAUGCAAAAAAGGCCUCAGGAUCUCACUGCAACACUCCACAGAGACUGGGGAAAGUUUUCUCAGAGGUUUUGUCACAAACUGCAGUACUAAAGGCACUCUCUUUGGAUGAACUGGUUCAUAAACCUCAUACUUCGCCUCCAGAGGCUAUAGAGAAUCGAUCUACUAAUCACUCCCCUGCCGUUGAUACAAGUAAAUAUAGCGUUUCCAGCGCAGUGAGCUCAUCUAGUCAAGGCUCAUGUUUUGAAGACUUGAAGUCUCUCUGUGAUGUCUUUGUUUGGGGAGAAAGUAUUGGAGAUGGGCUACUAGGAGGUGGCAUGCAUAAAAGUGGCAGCAGCUCGUCUCUGAUGACUGAUUCUUUUUUACCCAAAGUCUUGAAAUCACAUGUGGCACUUGAUGCACAGAGCAUUUCUUGCGGCACCAAUUAUGCAGUGUUAGUCACAAAGCAGGGACAAUUGUACAGCUGGGGAGAAGAAUCUGGUGGCAGGUUAGGACAUGGAGUUUGUUCCUAUGUUCCACACCCAAAGCUUAUUGAUGAAUUUGACGGAUCAACGGUAGAGUUAGCUGACUGUGGGGAAUUUCAUACCUGUGCUGUAACAACCUCAGGGGAUCUAUAUGCUUGGGGUGAUGGAGACCACAAUGCCGGUCUCCUUGGACUUGGUAGUGGAGCUAGCCAUUGGAAACCGGUACGAAUUCUCGGUCAGAUGGAAGGUAUAAAUGUAAGAACUAUAUCUUGCGGACCUUGGCAUACAGCUUUUGUGACAUCAGAAGGUAAACUGUUUACUUUCGGUGAUGGUACUUUUGGUGCGCUUGGACACGGUGAUCGUAUAAGCACAAACAUUCCUAGAGAAGUCGAGGCGCUAAAUGGCUGCAGAACAAUUAGGACAGCUUGCGGCGUUUGGCAUUCAGCUGCUGUUGUCAGUGUUUUUGGUGAGGCCACAUCAUCAGGAAAGCUCUUUACUUGGGGUGAUGGAGAUGAUGGGAAACUCGGACAUGGUGAUAUAGAGUCUAGACUAAUCCCAUUGAGUGUAACUGAACUGGAUACAACUAGCUUUCAACAGAUAGCUUGUGGCCAGAGCAUAACUGUUGCUCUCUCUAUGUCUGGACAAGUUUAUGCUAUGGGAACUGCUGAUCCGAGUCAGGAUAAUGUUGUGAGAGCUCCUUCUUGUAUUGAAGGGGGUCUAGGAAAGAGUUUUGUCCAAGAAGUGGCUUGCGGGCUUCACCAUAUCGCGGUUUUGAAUUCGAAGGCUGAGGUCUACACUUGGGGCAAAGGAUCAAAUGGACAGCUCGGGCACGGAGACACUGAAUAUAGACGCAUGCCGACUCUUGUGAAAGCUUUGAAAGGUAAACAAGUGAGAAAAGUAGUGUGUGGAUCUAAUUACACAGCAACCAUUUGUCUUCACAAACCAAUUACCGGUACUGAUAGUUCUAAGUGCUCUGGUUGUCGCCAUCCUUUUAAUUACAUGAGGAAGCUUCACAACUGUUACAACUGUGGGAGUGUCUUCUGUAAUUCAUGCACUAGUAAGAAAUCAUUAGCAGCAGCAAUGGCUCCCAAGACGAACAGGCCUUACCGUGUUUGUGAUGACUGCUAUAUCAAACUCGAAGGAAUUAGAGAAUCUUUAGGAACUCCCGCAAAUAGUGCCAGGUUUUCAAACGCAAGUCUACCAUCUAGCAGUAACGAGAUGGAUGAAAUUGGUACAACACCGCAGCGUCAGCUUCUUCAUAGGGUGGAUUCAUUUGAUUUCUUCAGACAAACUAAGAUCCCGGACCUGAAAACCAUUGGUGAAACUUCAGGAACAAGCUGCACGUCGUCGACUCACUCAAAUAUGGAUAUUAAAGGUAGUUUCAACCUGAAAGGCAUACGGCGACUCUCCAGGCUGACCUCUUUUGAUUCAGUUAAAGAAGAAGGCAAACAACGUUCCAAGCAUUGCGCUUCGAAAUCAGACACAUCCUCUCUUAUAAGACACUCAGUGACGUGUGGUCUCCCAUUUUCACGUAGAGGUUCUGUUGAGUUGUUUCCUUUAUCGAUAAAAUCCAGCCCGGUUGAAUCCGUUGCGACUACUUCAGACUUCACCACCGACAUUACAGAUCAUGAUUUACUGCAAGAAGUGCCAAAGAAAUCAAACCAGUGCCUAAGCCAUGAAAUAUCAGUACUCAAAGCACAGGUGGAAGAGCUUACUCUAAAAUCGAAAAAACUAGAAGCCGAACUGGGAAUGACUUCAAAGAAACUUGAAGUUGCGGUACUAAUGGCUCGCGAUGAUGCAGAGAAGAUCAAAUCUUCAGAAGAGAUAGUCAGAUCCCUAACUCUGCAGUUGAUGAACGCGACCAAGAAAGAAGUAGACAAGACAAGGAGACGCCGAAACUCGUUUUGAUUUAAACCUUUUGAACUAUAGAGAACAACCUCUAAUUUGAUCAAAGUAAGUGAAUAGAAUGUAAAAUACAAG